Messenger RNA from Paraglomus occultum, 581 nucleotides. The record is from the annotation of a GenBank genome assembly. NCBI's taxonomy places the organism in Eukaryota, Fungi, Glomeromycota, Glomeromycetes, Paraglomerales, Paraglomeraceae.
AUGAAUAGUAUUCGGGGAGUUCUCAUAGACCUUUCAGGAACAUUGCAUGUUGGCGACGUAGCAUGUGAGGGUGCUGUGGAAGGGUUGAAGCGACUACGUCUGGCGAACAUACCAUUUCGCUUUUGCACCAACACGACCAAAGAAAGUUGUGAAAAAUUAUUGAAAAAAUUAACAGGGCUUGGUUUCGAAAUUCACAAAAAUGAGAUAUUCACAUCUCUUAUCGCGUGUAGAAACUUGGUACAGUCGCGUAAAUUGAGACCAAUUUUGUUUCUCGAGGAAGCAGCAAUGGAAGAUUUUAAAGAAAUUGACACAUCCAAGCCGAAUGACUCGGUGGUUAUUGGAUUGUCCCCGUCAAAGUUUAACUAUGAAAAGUUGAAUUCAGCUUUCCGGAUUUUGAUAUCCAAUCCGGAUGCCCCGCUAAUUGCAAUCCACAAGGGCAAAUACUUUGCCGAAAACGACGGCCUAUCCCUCGGACCUGGUGCAUUUGUCGAAGCACUAGAAUACUCGGCCAAUGUGAAAUCAACCAUUGUUGGUAAACCCGAGAGAAGCUUUUACGAACUAGCGUUAAAAGAUAUGGGACU